Onychostoma macrolepis is the source of this 540-nucleotide messenger RNA. Its product is annotated as keratin, type I cytoskeletal 9-like. NCBI's taxonomy places the organism in Eukaryota, Metazoa, Chordata, Actinopteri, Cypriniformes, Cyprinidae. Bases 1 to 540 code for a protein of 179 amino acids. The transcript has a single exon. The record is from RefSeq and is a predicted model, not a curated record.
AUGGCGAAAAGGGAUGGCAUAGGGCUGGCAGAAAGGCAGGCAGACAAUACAGGUGGAGGUUCAGGUGGAGGACAGACACCCGGGAGGAGGACAAUGAACAGAGUCCAGGGUGGAGACAACGGAGGGAGGAGCCAGUAUGGAGACAGAAGGAGCCAAGGUGGAUCAGAUGGAGGGAGGAACCAGGGAGAAGACAUGAGGGACUUGGAGCAGGGGGAGCCAGGCAGGACCCAGGCCUCAGCCAUGAGGGCGAGCCACAGUGGAGCCGACAGAGGGAGAAGCAAUGGUGGAGGAAGGGUUGACGAUUCCAGGGGGCCGACCGACGGCAGUGGAGCAGGUGUAGGUGGAGCCCGAGGUGGAGACAGAGAGCCGAUUAGCCAGGGCAACGGGGGGGAUUCGGAGGGCCAAGGCGGAGCAGAUGGCUCCUGCGACCGAGGCAGAGACUGGGAUCCAGAAUGCCACGGUGGAGCCGAAGCGACAGAGGAUCAAGGUGAAGCCAGAGGGAUGGAGGGACGAGGCACAGCCGGAGGAGUGGAGUCUUGA